Molecule: messenger RNA, 1760 nt
Organism: Theobroma cacao (cacao)
Lineage: Eukaryota; Viridiplantae; Streptophyta; Magnoliopsida; Malvales; Malvaceae
Cellular component (GO): membrane
Source: RefSeq, a predicted model, not a curated record
UACAAAUCGCCUCCUUUGUCCCCAUCCCACCAAGUCCAUCCCACCCUCCAAACAAACCCAACACCUGUUUUCUAAAUGAAAAAACAGGGAAACUUCUGUUUAAAAAUGUGUCCAUCUUACUAACUGAUGACCAAAAAGCCUUAAAGGCCAAGCCAUUCUCUCUAGAGAUUGAAGAAAUCAGAGGGAAAGACAAUAAAGUCCCCUGCCUACCUUGCUCUCUGCCCCGCCUCAUUAACUAAUUCCCUCGAGACAAAGGUAAACUGCACUGCACUUUGCUUUCGUGUGUUUUUUUUUUUCUUGCUAUGAAAAGGAAAACUACGAUACAAAGAAGAAGCAAAGCAUAUUCUGUUUUCAACGUGGAGUCUCCUGUUCAGUAAGAUCCUCAGCAUUCUUAUUCGUUAACUGAUCCUCAACACAUACCUGGCAGCCCGUCAUGACUGCCGAUACUGCCACCUUAAGUUACUGGUUGAACUGGAGGUUCUUACUCUGUGCACUAUUCAUCUUAACCUCUAUGGUUGUGUCAGCAAUUAUAAUUUGGAAAUUUGAAGGUCGGAAGAGAUCAGAACAUCAGGAGAGAGAAAAUCAGAAGGAAGCACCAGGGUUUUUAUGCGAGAAUGAAGCUUGGAAUACAUGUCUUAAAUCCAUUCACCCUGCUUGGCUGCUUAGUUUUAGAGUAUUUGCUUUCAUCAUGCUUUUGGCAUUGCUCAUGGCCAAUGUUGUCAUUGAUGGAGGUGGCAUAUUUUACUUUUAUACACAGUGGACAUUUACUUUGGUCACAAUCUACUUUGGGGUUGGAUCUGCUAUCUCCAUAUAUGGAUGUUGCAAACACUGGGGAAAGGUUGGUGGUGAUAAGGCUGAUCAGGUAAGUUCAGAUUCUGAGCAAGGCACCUACAUACCUCCCACUCUUGGGGAAACUGCAGAUGCGAGCAACCAGUUGAAACAUUUGGAUACCCAUGAAGCACCUUAUCAUCCUCCCAAAGCAGGUGCAUGGAUUUAUGCCUUUCAAAUUAUUUAUCAGACUUGUGCAGGUGCAGUAAUGCUUACUGAUUCUGUAUUUUGGCUCAUUCUUUUUCCAUUCCUAACAUCCAAAGAUUACGGUCUGAAUUUUCUGAUUGUCUGUAUGCACUCAAUCAAUGCUGUUUUCCUACUCGGUGACACAAUUUUGAAUUGCAUGCGGUUCCCUUUGUUCCGGUUUGCAUAUUUUGUUUUAUGGACUGGCACAUUUGUUGUUUUCCAAUGGAUCAUCCAUGCUUGUGUUAAUCUUUGGUGGCCAUAUCCAUUUCUUGACUUGUCAUCCACAUAUGCUCCCUUAUGGUACCUGGGAGUAGGACUGAUGCACGUUCCGUGCUAUGGCAUCUUUGCUUUAAUAAUUAAAUUCAAAGACUUUUCAUUGUCAAGGUCUGUCCCGGAGUGUUAUCGAAAAUGGAGGUAGAAGACAGAUUGCUUUGCUGGUGUUGGGAUUGGAAUUGGGCCGCCACUACAUUCUAUCAGAUAGCAUGGCAGGAAGAUCACUAAAAUCAGGUGUCUUCUUUCUAAUUAUUGUUGAACCGGAAUCUACAGAGUCCAGUCCAAGGUAGCUCAGUUAGAUCAAUAUAUGAUUGAAUUUGUAUAGAAGCUAUUUAGGACAUGGUAGAUAUACAACAUUCUUCACUUAAAUUCCAACUGUCCACAUUGCUCUACUUGCAUAGUGUAAGUAUAUAAUAAUUGAAACACCCUAGACGUUACGACUUACUGAUAAUAAAUAGUAUAUAAUAAAUUUA